AUGUCCGACGGCGCCGAUUCGUGGGAUGCCUUUUUGUGUCACGGUUCCUACGAAACCUUCAUGCCGACAUCCCGGCGUCGAUGCUGGCGGUUUACCCCUGGCAGCGAUGAGGGUGGAACACUUCGACAAAUCAAUCGACAAGAAGCCGAGAAGCUCAUUAGGACCACGACGGGCGACUUUCGACGUCGAGAAGUUCGAAAGUGGCGGCUUGGCACCCAUUUCACCGAGGUCCACAGGUACCACGAUUGGAAUGACCCGAGGGACGGCGAACUAGUACGUGAAGAUUGCCGUCGUGCUCAGGAAGCAGCCAGACUCAACGAUGUAUCUCGAGUUCGUGGGCCUCUCCUCGAACUACACGGGGUCUAUCGCCUCGACGGAGUGAGUCUCGUCCUCCAGUGGCUUCUCGGCAGAACCGACAACCCGAUCCGGCACGAGGUCGCAGUUCCUUCCCACCGGCAAGAGAAGCACCGUCAUCUUCGACUACCGAAGCCAUGCUUCGACCUCUCCUUUGCGGAAUCCUCCGACAACGAGUCCAAUGCCCCGAGCUUCGGAAGCAAAGCGCGUUCCUCUUUCCGCCCAGGCGACGCAGAGCCAGUAUGUCACAGGAGACCACUCCUUCGGCGACAUUGGACCAUGAAAAGCUUCGACUCAUCAAGGGGAUACGCGGAGAUGCCGAUGUCCUCGAGGGAGAUCCAUGAGUCUGAGUACACGAUUCAGGGCGACAAGUCCACGGUGCCAAGUGUGUUCCGCCUAGGCGAUGCCACGCGAGCGACGCUCGACUGCAGCAAUGCCCAGUCACUAGGUUGUCGAGAGUGCGGUAAGCACGACCUGCGUUCGAGGGCAGUUGCGGUAGGCGACCGGGGUUCAUCUGAUUCCAUGGGUUGGUGGCAACGAAUAGAAGAAACUCUCGACGAUCACCGACGGGAUGUUCGCCUCCUGGGCCUACGCAUCGAGUCUCUCGAAGGUGAACUGCUUCGACCAUCAACGACGACCGACAAGCAGUCGAUAUUUGCAAGAGUCGAAGAGAUCGCCGAGAACAUCGAGGACCUCUGCCAGAUGAACCACAUGGAAAUCUUCCGAUAG
Symbiodinium sp. CCMP2592 is the source of this 1083-nucleotide messenger RNA. NCBI's taxonomy places the organism in Eukaryota, Dinophyceae, Suessiales, Symbiodiniaceae. The record is from the annotation of a GenBank genome assembly.